CUAGGUUUGCUUUUCUCUAGGAGAAAACUAGCCCCAAAUUGCUUAAAAUUGAAUAAUUAAGAUAAAAAAUGUAUCUAAUUAAGCUCUUUCUUUUUAUUGUUCCUGUAGUUAUUGCUUCCAGAAUUGACCAAGACUAUUCAUCAUUUUAUUCUAUACCUCCAGAGCCAAAAUCAAGAUUUGCUAUGUUAGAUGAUGUAAAAAUUUUAGCCAAUGGCCUUCUUCAGUUAGGACAUGGUCUUAAAGACUUUGUCCAUAAGAAAGGCCAAAUUAAUGAUAUAUUUCAAAAACUCAACAUAUUUGAUCAGUCUUUUGGUGACCUAUCACAGCAAACCAACGAAAUUAAAGAAGAAGAAAAGGAACUUAGAAGAACUACAUCUAAACUGCAAGUCAAAAAUGAAGAAGUGAAGAAUAUGUCACUUGAAAUCAACUCAAAACUUGAAAGCCUCCUAGGAGAAAAAAUUCUACUUCAACAAAAAGUGAGAUAUUUGGAGGAGCAAUUAACCAAUUUAAUUAAAACUCAACCUGAAAUUCAAGAACACCCAGAAGUAACUUCACUUAAAACUUUUGUAGAACAGCAAGACAACAGCAUCAAAGACCUUCUCCAUACCGUGGAAGAACAAUAUAGACAAUUAAACCAACAGCACAGUCAAAUACAAGAAAUAGAAAAUCAGUUAAGAAGAACUGGUAUUCAAGAAUCCACAGAAAAUUCUCUUUCUUCUAAAUCAAGAGCACCAAGAACUACUCCCUCUCUUCACUUUAAUGAAACAAAAAAUGUAGAACAUGAUGACAUUCCUGUUGAUUGUACCACCAUUUAUAACAAAGGCGAACAUACAAGUGGCAUCUAUUCCAUUAAACCCAGCAACUCUCAAGUUUUUAAUGUCUACUGUGAUGUUAAAUCAGGUAGUUCAUGGACAUUAAUUCAACACCGAACAGACGGAUCACAAAAUUUCAAUGAAACUUGGGAAAACUACAAAUAUGGUUUUGGGAAUCUUGAUGGAGAAUUUUGGUUGGGUCUAAAGAAGAUAUAUUCCAUAGUAAAGCAAUCUGAUUACAUUUUACGAAUUGAGCUAGAAGACUGGGAAAACACCAAGCAUUAUGUUGAAUAUUCUUUUCACCUGGGAAAUUAUGAAACCAACUAUACGCUACACCUAACUGAAAUUACCGGCAAUGUCCCCAGUGCACUCCCAGAACACAAAGAUUUGAUGUUUUCUACUUGGGAUCACAAAGCAAAAGGACACUUCAAGUGUCCAGAAAGUGUUUCAGGAGGCUGGUGGUGGCACGAUGUGUGUGGGGAAAACAACCUAAAUGGUAAAUAUAACAAGCCAAGAGCAAAAACUAAGCUGGAAAGAAGAGGAAUAUCUUGGAAGUCUCAAAAUGGAAAGUUAUACUCUAUCAAGUCAACUAAAAUGUUGAUCCAUCCAGCAGAUUCAGAAAGCGCUGAAUGAACUAAGGCAAAUUAAAAAGCCAAUAAAUUAAACAUUAAAAUCAUCCCAAAUUA
This is a messenger RNA of Rhinolophus ferrumequinum (greater horseshoe bat), 1498 nucleotides long. It is a transcript of the gene ANGPTL3, whose product is annotated as angiopoietin like 3. Gene Ontology annotation, biological process: phospholipid homeostasis; triglyceride homeostasis; cholesterol homeostasis. NCBI's taxonomy places the organism in Eukaryota, Metazoa, Chordata, Mammalia, Chiroptera, Rhinolophidae. The record is from RefSeq and is a predicted model, not a curated record.